Molecule: messenger RNA, 1626 nt
Organism: Neohortaea acidophila
Lineage: Eukaryota; Fungi; Ascomycota; Dothideomycetes; Mycosphaerellales; Teratosphaeriaceae
Product: Lipocalin-like domain-containing protein
Exons: 2
Coding region: 287-1246 (319 amino acids)
Source: RefSeq, a predicted model, not a curated record
CCCGGCCGCCGCUGGGCGCUGUUUAUUACCCGUUCAUCACUGCAGCGAGUGAGUGACAGCCAGCGAGCAACCCUACCGUCCCCGUACGCAUCGGUGCCCUCUGCCUCCACUGCUGGCUGCUACCCGUCCGUUGCCUGCGCCGGGCCUCUGCUCUUCCGGACCGCUCACGCCUCCCCACUCCCUCUCCCACCCACCCAUACACACCCACCCACACAACAUCCUCCCUCCCUCCUUCCCUCCCUUCCAUCAUGCUCCCAUCCCCACGCCCCCUGUCGCCCGCCUUCCAAUGCUGUCCUGUUACUCGCCCAUGGUAAACAUGGCCGGCUCGAGCUCGCAAUUCCUGCAGGUCCCCAAGAUCCCCCUUCGCCGCCCCAAACCACAACCGCAGCAGGCCCGCGCCCGCUCCCGAUCACGCCCUCGCAGCGACAGGCCCGAGGCCGUCAUCUCCCCCAUCGCCGCCCGUCCGCAGUCCCCCCCGAUGCCUGCGGCAGACUCCCACCACAAGCCCAGUCUGAAUGGCUUCUCCUCCCACACCGCCCACCCCAUGACCAAAGACAUCACUCCCACCCCGCCCACCUACUAUACCCCGACCCCGGACGUCAAAAUGAACGACGUCACCAUGGCCGACGACUCGACCGGCACCAAUUACGAUGAUCUCUCCACCGACCUCAACGGCGGAAUGUACACCCUCGAGCAAUGCGUCACACCACCCCCCGAGAUCCCCCUCCGGCAGAAGUUAAUAGGGACAUGGAAGCUCGAAUCCUACAUUGCCUACCCGACUCCCACCUCCGUCCCCCAGCGGCCCACCUACCCCAUGACGAAAAACGUCACCGGCUUCAUCAUGUACACCCCCGAUGGCUACAUGUCAGCACAGAUGCUGAUUCCCGGCCAACAAACCUUCAAGCGCGGCGAGGGCGACGAUGCGCAGUGGACCGAGGCGGCCAAGCGCUUCUUUGCCUACUCCGGCCCGUUUUACAUCACCGACGAAGGGCCGGGGCGAGAAGAGACUCUCCGCCAUACCUUUCAGAUAUGCAACCUGCCCGGCUGGGUAGGCGAUAUCCAAAUCCGGACACAUCGCUUCGAGGAGAAUGGCGAGGUGCUCGUACUGGGGAGUGAGGAAUUAGCAGAGAUCAAGGGCGACAAGCGAAAACCCGAGCUUCGAUGGAGGCGCGCGCGCUGCAACCUGAGCGCCGACCCGCCUCCUCCCACGCCGCAAAUCAAAAUCAGCGGCCCGGAAGAAUCAUGACAGACGCUCAAUCCCUUCUCGUCACGGAGCGGCAAUUGUGGUCACUGAAACCCGAUUUCCGCCCACCUUUCACGACCAAAUAUAGAUGAAACUCGCGGCGAAACACACCACGCCCAGUCCCGCCAUUCUUUUUAUUACAUGUCUUUUGAGCAUGGCCCAAGCAUUCUCAGCGAAAACGGGGGCAGUGGGACCACGGCGCAACGGGCGAGGAGAUUUCAUCUACCUUAUGUUUCGAGAUAUACCACCAAAUCGCACAGGCUGCCGGCUGGCUCUUCAUCACACAGGAGGGCGUGCAACGGAGAGUACACGAGGCAAGCGAGGGGCAGGCUGAGAGGGCAGGCAGACCGACAGAUUUAGCACGCGCGAGAAAAUGACCAAGA